Messenger RNA from Gamsiella multidivaricata, 1356 nucleotides. RefSeq lists its product as uncharacterized. The record is from RefSeq and is a predicted model, not a curated record. The coding region runs from base 1 to 1356 and encodes 451 amino acids. Gene Ontology annotation, molecular function: zinc ion binding. The transcript has 5 exons. NCBI's taxonomy places the organism in Eukaryota, Fungi, Mortierellomycota, Mortierellomycetes, Mortierellales, Mortierellaceae.
AUGGAGCCCGCCCCAGCAGGAACUUCCUCAGUCCAGCGAGCAGCCGCACUUGCGAGCGUACAUGCUUCAAGACAGUCGACCAGCUCUCUUGGGAACACCAGCAGCAACAGCCAUACCGGCACCACCAGUGGUACCAGCAGCAGAAGGCAUUCACACGGACAAGCAGACUCGAGCAGUGCUGACACUGGCGUCGCUACCUUCUUGAAGGAACUGGAAACCAUCUCGUCUCGUUCGAAACAACAACCGCAACAACUGCAACAGCAACAGGCACCCUCUUUUCAAGCAGGAUCGGCUUCUGCUUCAACCACACCUCCUGCCUCAGGACCAUCACCCGUUUACCAGGAACCAAACCGAUGCUACAUCUGCUUUGGCACAGAGGAGGACAGUGUGGGACGGUGGGUUAAGCCCUGCCAGUGUACUCUUAUCUCACACGAAGAUUGUCUCCUGGACUGGAUCGACAAGAACCGCCAGCAAUUUGCAAAGAAGCAAGUCCGAUGCUCCGUGUGCAACACGGUCUAUAGAUUGGCGGAGCCGAGCUCGCUACUCCUGAAUAUCUACUCAACCUUUGACUCGCUAGUCCACGCAGGCAUUCCUUACUUGACAUUCCUGGGGUUGACGUGCUCUGUUUUGAUCACAAGUACCACUUAUGGAGCUUAUGCAGUCUUGACCAUUUGCGGCACAGAGGAGGGCGAAAAACUAUUGGGAAGCCCAAACCCUUGGAGCUGGCGUGUCUGGACUGGUCUCCCACUCAUCCCGGUGAUCCUCAUCUUUUCCAGAACAAAGUUAAUUGACUCGUUCCUGCCGAUGAUUCCACUUUUAAUUGUCGGUAACGACCAGCUGCAGGUCACCUUCCCACCGAGUCCUGCCCUGACUCUUUCUGUCAUGCCCUGGAUCAGGAUGGCAUACAACAGCCUCUGGACUGAGAUGGUGACACGUCUGGAGACGCGAUGGCGCCAUCAGCAGAUUGCAGGCUCUGGAGUGGCGAGACUCGGGAUGAAUGCCAGCAUAGACAGCUCGGACGCGGAUACGUUGACGACAGUGGCAGCGGCAGCACAAGCGCAAGCAGGGGCAAAUGUAGAAGAGGAGCUUUCUUUCUUUGACAGGAGGGAUCUGGGAAGGACCAUAGUAGGCGCACUUCUUAUGCCGGCCAUCUCUUCGAUCUGCGGAAGCUUCCUGGGCCAUUUUUCAUUUGUGCGGACGCGUAUUCCAGACAACUUCCAUCGUAACAUCCUAGGUGGAUGUCUGUUUGUGGUGAUCAAGGAUCUGGCUAGCUUGGUGGGCACAUAUCAGGAGAUGAAGCGCAGAAGAGUGCGUCGCAUUCGCGAAUACUCUGAGUUUAAGGAUGAGCGGCAGUAG